AUGGAUGUAGCGGACGCGAGCGAGUCAGGGGGCGCAGACGUACCGGAGGAUGAGGCAUACCGCUCUUCGGUAUCACUGCGUUCCGACACAUCCCCCACAGCUCGACUGGCUCGUCGCGGUAACCCCUCUGCUCUGGGCGCAUACCGCUCUCCCGCGGUACCCGAUACCCCCUCCACGACUGCCUCCUUCUCCCCUUCCCGGUUCGAGGCCUCACCCACCCUCUCUCCGGGUGUCAGAGGUCUGUCUGUGACGCCUCGUAACAUCUUCCGACCCCGGAUUUCUGGCUCAGCAACUCCUACGGCCCAAGCCGGUCCGAGCCAAGCUCCUCUCAACGUCGACCGGAUGGAUGUGAUUGACAUGACGGACGAGGAAGACGACUGGGGCGGAGGAGCUGUGCUACAGUGGGACGGAGUGGACAUGACCGAAGACUCGGCUUCGUCCGUUGCUCCGGGCGAUGCGGGCCUGGAUACGGAUGCGAUGGAGGACGAGGAAGAGUGGGGGAGGGAAGCGUAUCUCGAGUACGACUGGAGUGGGGAUGAUCAUGGUGACCAGGAGCCUGGAGGAGGGAUAAGUGAUGAUGAUGAUAGCGAGGAUGAUGAGAUGCUGGGGGAGAGGGUUCUGAACUCUGAGCUCGACGAGGGGGAUGACGAAGAGGAAGAGGAAGUAGAAGAGAGUGAAGAGAUCGUCGAAAGUGGAGAUGCGUCACGCGGAGAAAGGGCAGGAUCAGAGACUCUGGAGGAGCUGAGUACGAGGGGGAUGCCCGACUAUGCUGCCUGGGAGCUGAAGAAGCUGCAGCGCAUGUGUGAAGGCUACGGCUACCGGCCCAGCAAAAAUCACAAGGCCCUCGAGAAGCUCGCGGUCGCAUGUUGGAAAGCCCUCAAUCCUGCACCGGUCCUCGACCCCGAGCCGGCCGCCACCCCGCCACCCGCGCCUGCCAACAAAGCAACGAAGGGCAAAGCACGCGCCAAGCCGCGCCAGGACUCGGUCUCUUCCGCGGAAGUUCUGCUGUCGACCAAGAAGCCCGCGCCGAAAACUAAGGCUAAGGCCAAGGGGAAAGGGAAAGCGGCCGAAGAGGAGGUCGAAGAGGUCAUCCCGAUUCAGAAGCGCUUCGCGGCGAUGAUCAAGGGGGACGGUGUGCUGUAUCUCCGGAUCUUGCAGUACGAGCCCAUCGCUUUCGACGAGCUCAUCAGCAAGUGCACCCACACCGGGAUCAAGGACAAGGGCUGGAAGAUCCAGCUGAAAAAGUUUUUGGAUUUCGAGGGCAUCACCUUCUAUACCGAAGAUCCGACCGGUGUACGCCGGAGUCGACACUAG
Molecule: messenger RNA, 1314 nt
Organism: Dioszegia hungarica
Lineage: Eukaryota; Fungi; Basidiomycota; Tremellomycetes; Tremellales; Bulleribasidiaceae
Exons: 4
Coding region: 1-1314 (437 amino acids)
Biological process (GO): DNA repair; DNA replication
Cellular component (GO): Slx1-Slx4 complex; nucleus
Source: RefSeq, a predicted model, not a curated record